AUGAACGAGCGCGUCGUGGGAGUUUGCUCUGAAGAAGAACUGAGUGAGCUGCUCGUGACGUUACCUCGAUUUAUACGGGCCCACAAGGAAGUCACGUCAUGCAACCAUGCGUACGAUGCGGACCCUGCAGCAUGGCAUUGCCAUCAAAUGACCCGAUAUGACACGAAGUGCUCGUCUCGUCGUUGCCAUAACAUGGACCCAAACGAUGCUCGUUUUUCGUUCUGCAAAGCCCAGUACCUCUUCCGCGAAUGCCAUUUCACACAGGAAACCUUGUGA
Messenger RNA from Aphanomyces astaci, 276 nucleotides. RefSeq lists its product as hypothetical. NCBI's taxonomy places the organism in Eukaryota, Oomycota, Saprolegniomycetes, Saprolegniales, Verrucalvaceae. Bases 1 to 276 code for a protein of 91 amino acids. The transcript has a single exon. The record is from RefSeq and is a predicted model, not a curated record.